Messenger RNA from Chrysemys picta bellii (western painted turtle), 841 nucleotides. Its product is annotated as cytochrome b5 domain-containing protein 1. NCBI's taxonomy places the organism in Eukaryota, Metazoa, Chordata, Testudines, Emydidae. The record is from RefSeq and is a predicted model, not a curated record. Gene Ontology annotation, biological process: cilium movement.
GGCGCGCGGCGCGAUGGAGAAGUUCCAGCCCCGCUACUUCACCCCGCGGGAGGUGUCUGCGCACGCGCGGCCCGGGGACCUCUGGGUGUCCUACCUGGGCCGCGUGUAUGACCUGAGCCCGCUGGUCCGGCAGCACAAGGGGGACGUCUUGCUGAGGCCCAUCUUGGAAGCGGCGGGAAAGGACAUUAGCCACUGGUUCAACCCCAAGACUAGAGACAUCCAGACCCACGUGGACCCGCUGACGGGCUGUGUCAAGUACUACACCCCCCAGGGCCGCUUCAUCCACAUCCCGCCCCAGCUGCCCUGCUCCGACUGGGCGAACGACUUCGGGCUGCCCUGGUGGAAGGACAGCAAGUAUGAGGUGGGGAUCCUGGCUUCUAAGACCCGGCGUGUCCGUAUCGUCAACACCCUGACCUCGCAGGAGCAUGUGUUGGAGGUGUGCGCAGAGGAGUCCAUGUGGGAAAUCCUGCGGCGCUACCUGCCCCACAACGCCCACGCCGCCAGUUACACCUGGAAGUACGAGGGCGUCAACCUGGACAUGGACAAGACGCUGGAGCAGAACAAGAUCCCGGAUGAGGACGCAGAGUUCUACCGGCUCAACUUGGACACCGACCUGUACACGCCGGGUAUCUUGCUGUACUUCAACGACGACCUCACCGAGUUCUAGGCGCCGGACAGUGUAGUGCAGCGCUCUUCUAAGGAUUGGCCCCGGUUCGGGAGCUGAAACGGUCGCUCCCAUUCCACGUCGGACGCAGGGUUACUGUUUGCAGUGCUGGUACUGUGGGGCUGUUUUGUACCAACUUAUCAUGUUCAUUACGGAAAUAAAAUCUUUGUUACGAUA